AUGCCCUUACCCAACUUUGACUCUAUAAAAAGCAUUGCAGUGGGAAAAGAUAACCCCAACAAGCAGCAGAUUGUACAUAUUCUGAAAGCAAUCACGGACCAAGAGGUUCCACCAAAGCAGAAACAUAUUCGUGGCAUUAUUUUGGCGACUUUUAAUGGAAGAUCAUCCUCUUUUUUCUAUGACACUGCGCUGAAGCUUGCUAUAUAUACUAAUCCAGUGGUUUGUUGGAAAUUUCUGUACGUUAUUCAUAAACUAUUUCGAGAUGGACAUCGUGAAUGUAUAAAUGAUGGAUUGCGUCAUGCAACUAGGGUGUCACAGUUGCAGUCCGCUUGGAGUAAUCACGCUACAAAGUGUGGAUAUCCGAUCGUAGAUUUCUGUCAGCUCAUAAUCCGUAAACUUCGUUUACAUAGAAAGUAUGGAAUAUUACCUGGGUGCCUUGAACUUACUCCAAGUGAACUGAAGAACUGUCUUUCUGCUCAAGCUGAUCAUUUGUUUCAGUUUAGUGUCGAUCUCAUGGAUAUGCUUGAGGAGACUUUACGUUUUAAGGAUGUUGUCCUUCUUUCUGUAGAAGGUAUUCAAGCCGCUUCAUUCACUCCACCUGGUCAGUGCAAACUGGUACCUCUUAUUCAAUGUAUUCAAGAUUCUGCAGCACUGUAUGAACUGAGUGUACAGGUUAUCUUCAAGUUACAUGAAUUAUUAGGCAAUGGAACAAUGUCUGGUCACAGGGAACGUUUCAAAGAACUUCACGUAUCAGUCAAACGAUUUUUUGAGAAUGUUUCUCACAUGCAAUACUUUCGUUCAUUUGUUCAUAUUCCUUCAAUCUCACAGAAUCCACCAAAUUUUUGUAUUCAGUCAGAAUUGGAUGAACGUACUACACUGAGAGUUACUAUGAAUGAAACACCACCACCACCACUGUUGAAAACACAGGAAACCACAUACACAUCAUCAACAACACCAGUGGCUACACCAGAUGAAAAUCGUCAACUUUCCGGUGAUGAAGAUGAUUCUUUCGAGUUAGCCAUUAUACCUAAAAUUUUAUCACCAAGUUAUUUGAAUAAAUCACCAAUUAAGGAAACACCAGUAAUGUCAUCAAAAGAAAGCAAAAUGGAUUUCAGUGUCAAUGAUGACCAUAAUCAUAAAUAA
Molecule: messenger RNA, 1143 nt
Organism: Trichobilharzia szidati
Lineage: Eukaryota; Metazoa; Platyhelminthes; Trematoda; Strigeidida; Schistosomatidae
Source: the annotation of a GenBank genome assembly